This is a messenger RNA of Aspergillus ochraceoroseus IBT 24754, 1855 nucleotides long. RefSeq names its product sugar porter family MFS transporter. Gene Ontology annotation, molecular function: carbohydrate:proton symporter activity. Gene Ontology annotation, cellular component: plasma membrane. The transcript has 4 exons. The coding region runs from base 55 to 1719 and encodes 554 amino acids. NCBI's taxonomy places the organism in Eukaryota, Fungi, Ascomycota, Eurotiomycetes, Eurotiales, Aspergillaceae. The record is from RefSeq and is a predicted model, not a curated record. Gene Ontology annotation, biological process: transmembrane transport; carbohydrate transport.
UGUCUGGUCUAUAGCUCUCAUGAGACACAGGGCAACCGAUGCCAGUUCGCAGAUAUGCCACUUCUCAACAUACGACCACCCCGUCCCAACGCGGACAAAUAUUUUCAGGAUCAGAAUGGUAGUACAGAUGGAGGACAGGAUGAUGUAGACACUCCCAUUCCCCUUCUCACAUGGCGCUCCUUUGUCAUGGGGAUAUUCGUUUCCAUGGGUGGGUUUUGCUUCGGGUAUGACACUGGUCAAAUCUCGGGAUUUCUAGAGAUGGAGGAUUUCCUUCGUCGCUAUGGCGAAUUGGGCUCUGACGGGGCCUAUCACUUUUCCAACGUACGAUCCGGGUUGAUUGUCGGGUUGUUAUCAAUCGGCACCUUGAUUGGGGCACUGGUUGCUGCUCCCAUUGCAGAUUGGAUCGGUCGAAAAUGGUCCAUCAGUGCCUGGUGCACCAUGCUCUGUGUCGGAAUUACCGUCCAAAUUUCCUCUCCAACCGGCAAAUGGUACCAGAUCGCGAUGGGACGCUGGGUUGCUGGUCUGGGAGUCGGAGCCCUAUCUCUUCUAGUCCCCAUGUACCAAGCAGAGUCCGGGCCCAGACACAUUCGAGGUUCUUUGGUUAGUACCUACCAAUUGUUCAUCACCCUGGGUAUCUUUGUUGCCAACUGCAUAAAUUUCGGCACCGAGAGUCGGGACGAUACCAGUUCGUGGCGUAUCCCCAUGGGAAUUACAUACCUCUGGGCGAUCAUACUGGGCGCCGGUAUAGCGUUCUUCCCAGAAAGCCCGCGAUUUGACUAUCGCCAUGGCAAGGUGGAUAGAGCCGUGUCUACCCUCUCCAAGAUGUAUGGUAUUCCUAAAAACCACCGCGCACUCAAGAUCGAGUUCGAUGAAAUCAAGGAGAAGUACCAGUUGGAGGUCGAACGAGGCAAAGUCACCUGGGGCCAACUGUUUCGUGCUCCACGCAUGAAAUAUCGUGUUGCCGUGGGUGUUGCGCUUCAAGCUCUACAGCAGCUCACCGGGGCAAACUACUUCUUCUACUACGGCACUACCAUCUUCCAAGGCGCCGGGAUUCAAAAUAGCUACGUCACGCAAAUGAUUCUGGGCGGAGUUAACUUUGGCACCACAUUCCUCGGCCUCUACCUGAUUGAAAACUAUGGCCGCCGUCGCUCCCUCAUCGCCGGAGCCUUAUGGAUGUUUGUGUGCUUCAUGGUCUUCGCCUCCGUCGGUCACUUCCUCCUCGACCGACAGGAUCCGUCCAGUACCAAGACUCCCGGCGUCGUGAUGGUGGUUUUCGCCUGUCUUUUCAUCCUCGGAUUUGCUUCAACAUGGGGUCCAAUGGUCUGGACAAUCAUUGCGGAGCUUUAUCCCUCGGAAUUUCGAGCCCGCGCGAUGUCCCUGGCGACAGCUUCCAACUGGCUCUGGAACUUCCUGUUGGCGUUCUUUACCCCGUUCAUUACGAGCGCUAUUGAUUUCAGAUUGGGGUACGUUUUUGCAGGCUGUCUAUUCCUCGCCGCUGGUCUGGUAUACUUUGCGGUUCUGGAAGGACGGGGCCGCACCCUGGAGGAGAUUGAUACCAUGUAUGUCAUGAAGGUCAAGCCAUGGAAGAGCUCCAAGUUUGUCUUCCCGGAGUCGGCUUCUGGGGAGGGCCAUUUUAUCCCAGAGAAACGGUCCGUAUCUCACGAUUUUACGGCGGAGGGUACUGCAGAACAUAUUGCAAAUGCCCAAGAGACGGCCUAGGUGGACUUGGGAACCCUUCUUUUCGAAUGCAGCUCAUUGACUUAAUUUCUGAUUGUUAACAUUUGAAUCUUCGUGUAUAUAUAGUUUGUCAACUUGACCGUUCAGCUAAAAAGGGGUCUAGAGAACAAUUUCGUCC